CCUGUAUAAAUAGCCGAACCUGCUUGCUUUGCAGCGAAGACAGCUGGAAGCCUGCAACUCACUCACGCAUCUGGGACGGUGCUGGGUCUGCACACACAGAGCAAGGUGCCUGCCCAGCUGAAGCCAUGAGGAUCCACAACCUCACCUUGCUCUCCCUCCUCCUCCUGGCCACUCAGAUGCUCACGCAAAAGGUCAAAAAUGGAGCAAAGCACAGGCAGAGCAGCAUAACAGAUGGGGACUCAUUGGUUCCCCUGGACAAGGCCCAGGGUAAGCAGCAAAGCAGAGCCUCCAAGUCCACGACCAGCGGCAAGUUUGUCAGCAGAGACCAAGGAGCCAGCUGCACAUGGGCCGUGAUGGAGCAGCAGCUGGAAACUGCCCUGAGGGUUGAGUGCACUCAAGCACAGCACAAGUUUUCCUGUGUCUUUGCUGGCAACCCAACCGAGUGCGUGCAGCGCCACAGCAAGAAGGUCUACUGGAAACAGAUGGCCCGGACGCUGCGCAAACAGAAGAACAUCUGCGGGGACUCAAAGAAUGUCCUGAAGGCCAAAGUGUGCAAAAAGAACUUUCCAGAAUCGAAUCUCAAAUUGGUAAGCUCCACUGUGCUUGAGAACAUGAAGCCCAGGGAAAUGGAACCAAAGCUCUCCCCUAUGGAGCAUCCCAGCAUCAAGGGGACUCCCUCCAAGGAUCCACACAAGGCCAAAGAAGACAUCUCCUCUACCCCAGCAGUGACCAGGACAGUGAGCCCCGGAGAGCCCAAGUGUUUGGAUGACCCAGACGUGGAAAUGCAGAGAAAGAUCGCACUGGACUUCUGUGGGGAGUCCUGGACCUCCCUCUGCACCUUCCUCUUCAACAUGUUUCAGGGACCUUCCUGCUAGGCAGGCCAGAGAACCAACGGUGCCACUAAGUGACACAAUGUCCUUUGCCCCUCUGUCUGAUGAAAGGCUCUGCAGGUUCCCACGAGAAGGGGCUUUGUGCAUGGGUACAGAGUUCAAUAUUUAAACAGAUUUUAUAAUUUUGUGUUUGUUUUAGAAUUGCUUUGGAUUCACCUCCUUAGGUGUGAUUUUUCAGAGACUGUCAGCUCAGUGUGUGUUUUCAUGGCUCACAAUGCUAUGGGCUCAGAGGUGGGGAGACCUGUCCUCCAGCUGAAAAGCCAGCUUGGUGAUGUUGGUAUAAGGCAAUUUCUGUUGAAUUAACAAGGAUAAUAAAGCUCGGGGCAUUCUCUGAAA
Molecule: messenger RNA, 1226 nt
Organism: Heterocephalus glaber (naked mole-rat)
Lineage: Eukaryota; Metazoa; Chordata; Mammalia; Rodentia; Bathyergidae
Product: fibroblast growth factor-binding protein 1
Biological process (GO): cell-cell signaling
Molecular function (GO): growth factor binding
Source: RefSeq, a predicted model, not a curated record